Messenger RNA from Haemonchus placei, 312 nucleotides. The record is from the annotation of a GenBank genome assembly. NCBI's taxonomy places the organism in Eukaryota, Metazoa, Nematoda, Chromadorea, Rhabditida, Trichostrongylidae.
AUGAUGAACGACGACAGCUCCAAGAGGAAACAACGUCGCCUGAAGGCGAAUGGCCGGGAGCGGCAACGUAUGCAUGGCCUUAACGAUGCCCUGGAUGUGCUCAGACAGUACAUCCCGAUCACAGCACAACAUCAGAAGCUGAGCAAAAUUGAAACCCUCCGACUUGCCAGGAAUUACAUCCUUGCGCUGCAGCGAAUUCUCCAGACCGGACAACCACCGUCUCCACUUGAAUACGCACACCAGCUAUCCAUUGGACUCAGUCAAACUACAACCAACAUGCUGGCAACACUUCUUCAGGUAUACAAACACUAA